UGUUGAGUGGGAAGGAACGUUUCGUCGAGAGCCCCAGCAGAGGGGUGAUUCCGGUUCUGGAGGGAGUGUGAGCGAGAGUUUUGAAGCAGUAUGUUCGUCAGCAUCAUCUGGCAGUAUUGAGGAUACAGAUCAAGAGAUGCAGAUAGUGGAAGAGCUUCACGCAGCACGUGUGGGGCACAUGAUAGAUUUACCUGUGGCGCCGCCUGCGGGAGAGUUGAUGAGUAUGGACAUUGACCUGGUGGAAGACGACGCCCGUUCUACUGCCGCAAAUACUGCUUCGGACAGAAAACUGUUGAUUGUUGUGGAUACAAAUAUUUUGAUGAAUCAUCUCAAAUUUGUUAGAAUUUUGAGUACAACAGAAAUACCAGGCUUUGACAGCCUUAUCUUAAUAAUCCCCUGGGUGGUUGUGCAAGAGCUGGAUCGCAUGAAAGAGGGAAAGCUGCUGAAGCAUGCACAGGCCAAGGCUGUCCCCGCAGUGCACUUCAUCCACGACAGUCUCAGAAGUAAGGAUCGGAAGCUGUGGGGUCAGUCGCUGCAGCUCGCGUCCCAGAGACUUUAUGGAUUGCGAGAUGAGAACAAUGAUGACCGCGUGUUGAAAUGCUGUCUUCAGUACCAGGAACUGUUCCCGUGUUCUCUUGUUACUCUGUGCACGGAUGAUAGAAAUUUGAGAAACAAAGGCCUCAUAAGCGGUGUGAAGUCCCUGAGCAAAGAAGAGUUGAGUGCAGAGUUGCUGAGCUUGUCUCAGAACGCGGAAGUGUGUCAUCAGCUGCUUAUUGCUAAGCAGCAGGGGAGCGCAGCAGAAGCAACACUGUUGGAAAAAAGCUCUGAGAAGGAACCUGCGGCUUCAGGGUUGUCCAUUCUGCUUGAAAGUAUUGUGUCUGAUCUGGAAAAGUCUCUUGGAGCAGCUUUGUCUUCAAUUUUAGAAACAGAAAUGAAGAUCGCGUUUGGAACCCUCUGGAUGGAGAUACUGUACGUGAAACCACCAUGGACUCUAAUACAUUUAUUACGAUGCUUUAAAAAACAUUGGUUGGCUGUAUUUGGAUUAAUUAUGGAAAAGAAUUUGCUUGUAACUAUUGAGAGCAUAUACGAAAAUCUCUGUAAAGCUAAUAAUUCCAUGGAUUUUACAACGGUGAGGUUCCUGCUUCAGGAUUCUAAGAGUUUGUUACAUGCUUUCAGUACAAGGUCAGAUUAUCAUGGUGUCCUUCCACAGGCGUUUGCUCAAGUAAGCAGGCUGCUCCAGACACUUGCUGAGGUGAAAACAAAAGUGAAGCCAAGUUCUUCAGAAAGCACGGUGAAUGGAAAGCAGGAAGAUGCUUGCUUGAUGAAGUCUCAUCACCAAGAAAGCACUGUGUUCUCAGGGUCUCAUGUUCCCCAACCCAGCAGGCAUCAAGAAAUCUGGGCUAUUCUAGAGAAUGUUUGGAUUUCAAUAUGUCAGAACAGCACAGAUGUGUUUCAAAGAUUGGGCACAAAUUCAGCUCUGAGUACUUCAUCUGUAGCAUCGUUAGAAGAAGCAUUUCUUUAUCUUCAGAAGUUAAUGGCAGCUGUGAAGGACAUUCUUGAAGGAAUUCAGAGGAUUUUAGCCCCUGACAGUAAUUAUCAAGAUGUUGAGACCCUCUUUAACUUCCUAAUCAAGUAUGAGGUAAAUAAAAAUGUGAGAUUUACUGUUGAGGAGCUGCGUGACUGUCUCUCUCAGACCGAGUACCGGGAAAAGUUAGCCAUUGGACACCGCCAGCUGCUUGAGAUGGCGCACACCAUGCAGCAGUGCAGCGCGUCUGUGUACAUGGAGGCCAGACACAGGGGCUGGUGUGAGGGACUGCGAGCCCAGCCGUAG
This is a messenger RNA of Ochotona princeps (American pika), 1831 nucleotides long. RefSeq names its product SWT1 RNA endoribonuclease homolog (gene SWT1). The coding region runs from base 137 to 1831 and encodes 564 amino acids. The transcript is spliced from 15 exons. The record is from RefSeq and is a predicted model, not a curated record. NCBI's taxonomy places the organism in Eukaryota, Metazoa, Chordata, Mammalia, Lagomorpha, Ochotonidae. Gene Ontology annotation, cellular component: nucleus.